AUUUAGAUUAAAAUGUAUAGUUCUGGACAAAAUAACGACGAUGAGGAAACUCCAAUUCGUCCGCCGAUAGAUAGUGAAUCUUGGUGCAGAACCAAGACCUCAGAAGAUGUAAAACAUACAUUUGCCUGGACCAUCGAAAGAUUCUCUGAACGCCCUGAGACAAAUGGAAGUUUUCUUUGGUCGUCUAAAUUUACGAUCAGAGAUAAUGAUGAUCAAGCUACACAGUGGAAACUCAAACUCUACCCUAAGGGAGAUACAUCUGAAGCUGUUGGAUAUUUAUCAGUUUAUUUAUCAAAUCAAACAGAAACACCUGUCAAGGCCAGAUACGAAUUCACGGUGCUGGAUAGUAGCAAGAACAGACAAAACAAAGUUAAAUCACAGUUUACAGAGUUCAAGUCUAAACCUGACUCCUGGGGAUUCCGAAAGUUCUUAAAUGCUGAUUAUCUGAAGACUAAAGCUGCACUCCUCGUACCUGAUGAUUCUCUUACUAUCAUCUGUGACGUCAGUAUUGUCGGUCAUGAGAAAGUUUUAUCUGGUUCUAAGUUCCCUGAAGAAACCUCGAAAGGGGUUUCGAAAAAUAAACAACGAUGCCAUAAGCAAUUAUCACAGGAUUUGGAAUGUGGUUUCCGGGAUUCAAGUUUCUCAGACUGUAAGAUUGUAUGCGAGAGCAAGACCUUCGACUGCCAUAAGUUCAUGCUAAGCUGGAGGUCCCCUGUGUUUAGAGCCAUGUUCCAAAACGACAUGGAGGAAGCAACCUCAGGGAAGGUGGAAAUCAAGAAUCUCUCCUCGGAUGUUGUAGAAGAUCUUCUGUUCUUCAUCUAUACAGGAAACACACCAAACCUAGCUAAGGGUGCAGACAAACUGCUGGCAGCUGCUGAUAUGUAUCAACUUGAUCAUCUGAAGAGUAUGUGUGAAGAGAAACUGAUAAACACAACAAGUAUAGAUAAUACAGUGGCACACCUUGUCCUAGGAGAUAUGUAUCAGGCAAAUCUUCUAAAGAAAAGUGCUCUAUCAUUUGUAGUAAAGAAUAUGAGCACUGUUAUCAGGACCAAAGACUGGAAGGAAGAACUAAUCCGCCACCCUCAACUCAUGGCGGAGGUUAUGGAGGCUAUGGCCAGGAAGGACACAUCCUCUACGAAGGAACCCAGCGCAAAGCGUGCAAAGCAAUCCUGAUCAGCUGCUGCCUGGCUUGGUGCAGCGUUUAUAGCUGACUCAAGUUUUACUUCUUUAAAAGAAUUAACAUUAACAUUUUUUGAGAAUUAUCAUUUAAACAGUUACAGUUCGCAUGUCGCAUACACUUAAAAUAAAAUAAAAAAAGCUUUAAAAUGAAGAAGGAAUUGUUAUUUGACAGUUCUUGUUUCACGGUUAAUUCAUUUGAGAAAGUAUUUUAGAAUAUUGCUGUAAAAAACUAUAGCAGCAUUUUUUAGUUAAAUCGUAAAUCAACCGGUAAAUAUUGUAUUUAAAAGAAUGUGCGUCAAAGUCUUCAAAAGAAAAAUUUGCAAUUUCAUGAUCAUUUGACUUCCCCUUCCCCCUGUUAAUUUUUAUAUUUUCAGCUAAACACGCUGCUAGGCUGCUAGCCCCUCCCCCCCUUCCUACCCCUCGUCUUACACCUCAUGACUAGAACACGCACAUUUAUAAAUAUUAAGAUUAAGAACGCAGUUCCGUAUUCUCAGUCGUGUUAAUAAAAUCAUACUGCCGCUUCAGCAUUCCCGUCAUAAUUCGGGUAUUCUUUUGUUUUCUUUAGAUCUAUUCAUCAAUUUUUUUCAUUUGUUUUUGCAAAGAGUUUGGGUCCGGAGAUGGGAAGAGUCAGGGGCGGAUAAAUGGACUUAAAUUUUUAUGAGCAAAACUUUUAACGUGUGUUAAUGGUGCAAUUAAAAAUUGGCGAGUGAAACAUUUGAAUUAAUAUUUAACAGUUUUCUGUGUCACUUUUUUUCUCAUUUUUAGUUGUAGUCGAUUUAUUUACAAUCACAUUCACAUGAUCUCAUUAAAGCCAUUCUCACAAUACUGAAUUGAUUGCGAAUUUAAAAUUAAACAUAACUACUUAAUAAUAUUAUGCGUUAACACAAAUUUAUAAAAUCCACUUUAACGUAAGGUUAGUUUUUCGGAGCUUUUAACAGUCCAAAACCAAUUGAAAGAUUUAUGCAAAGAGAUUCUAAGAUAAACGAUACCUUUUGUUUCUCCGCAAUUUUAGAAAUCUGCAUCAUAAAAAUGGCUGUAAAUUCUGUUUUUAGUUAAGGUUAAAUUAAUAAUAAAUUGUAUUUUAUUAAUACGAAAUUAUGUGAGUUUAAAAUAAUUUGCAAUUUUGUUCAAUAUUGUUUAAAACAAUGAUGUUAAAAUUAAGUUCACGUUAAGAGUAAAAAUAUUGAUUUCAGA
Molecule: messenger RNA, 2373 nt
Organism: Eurytemora carolleeae
Lineage: Eukaryota; Metazoa; Arthropoda; Copepoda; Calanoida; Temoridae
Product: speckle-type POZ protein B-like
Exons: 15
Coding region: 13-1173 (386 amino acids)
Biological process (GO): regulation of proteolysis; proteasome-mediated ubiquitin-dependent protein catabolic process
Cellular component (GO): cytoplasm; nucleus
Molecular function (GO): ubiquitin protein ligase binding
Source: RefSeq, a predicted model, not a curated record